This is a messenger RNA of Batrachochytrium dendrobatidis JAM81, 873 nucleotides long. RefSeq lists its product as uncharacterized. The transcript is spliced from 3 exons. Lineage: Eukaryota; Fungi; Chytridiomycota; Chytridiomycetes; Rhizophydiales. The record is from RefSeq and is a predicted model, not a curated record. Bases 1 to 873 code for a protein of 290 amino acids. Gene Ontology annotation, molecular function: ubiquitin protein ligase activity; zinc ion binding.
AUGCCUUCCCUGGGCACCCUCUCCAAUAAUAUCUCCCAAUUCAUAUCCCAGAAUACUGUAGGGCUCAGAUAUCAUCCAAACGGCAACUUGAUACUCGCAUCACUACGCAAGAAAUGUCCCGAUAACAUCAAGGAACGCAUUCUUAAAGCACAGCAGCUGCAGUUUUUUGUUUUGCAAGAGCUAGGCCCAAUGGCAUUUGUUCUUAGCGAUAAUGGAUCUAGUAAACGGCCAGCAGCCCAGCUUGUUCUGCCAGACGCGAUAGAUAAUGAUGGUGUUCAUACUACAGACAGCGGUUUGCAAACCGAUAUUUCAUGUCCAAUAAAAACUGAAAAUGCCUUGUCUCUGCAAGUACCAGACUCGUCAGUUACUUUUAAAAAGUUCAAGGUUGCUUUGGGAUUUUCUCAAAAAUGUUCGUGCAGUCAGCAUAUGCUAGGAAACGACCUUUGUGUGCAUAUUCUGUGGGUGAUGCUUAAAAUAUUUCACAUUGACCCAGACUGUGACAUGAUUUAUCAAACGUCACUGACUGAGCGUGAAAUCAGCGAAAUGCUUCAAAAUCGAAAGAAUUUCAUUUCAUUGCGUCAGACAUCAAUUAAAACCAUAAAGGAUAAAAAGAUGGCUUGCUCAGAUGGAGCAAGCGAGGCUUUUUCAAACCUAUCUUUAAAGCCCAAGGAAUUGGAGCCACGACCUAUUGAGCCUCAUGAUGUAUGUGCCAUUUGUCAGGAAGAAUUACUCAGUCCAGCAACCCCACUAGCACAUUGUAGAUUUUCGUGCGGAAAUAGCAUUCAUGUCAAAUGCAUGAAAAUACUAAUGGAUCAUCAAACAAAGGCACUUGGUAUGGAGAAAAUGGAAUGUCCGGUAAGAGCGUGGGCUUGA